Molecule: messenger RNA, 6192 nt
Organism: Scophthalmus maximus (turbot)
Lineage: Eukaryota; Metazoa; Chordata; Actinopteri; Pleuronectiformes; Scophthalmidae
Gene: slc4a11
Product: solute carrier family 4 member 11
Exons: 21
Coding region: 689-3256 (855 amino acids)
Biological process (GO): transmembrane transport; monoatomic anion transport; monoatomic ion homeostasis
Cellular component (GO): basolateral plasma membrane; plasma membrane
Molecular function (GO): solute:inorganic anion antiporter activity
Source: RefSeq, a predicted model, not a curated record
GGAGAGAGAGACAAAGACAAGGAAACCGUGCGAGAGCCAUCCCAGAGUGACGUCAGGCUUCUACAACUUGGCUGAAAAGUUUCGUCAGCCGUCGGUUCCUGGGUUUGGGUGAAUGUCAGUUUGAUCCAGGACACUUCAUGUCCUACGUCAUGAAUGGCUGCAUUGUGAAAUGACAGCACGACCACAACGCGUGACGCUGUCGCUUUCCUACCAUUCCAACCAUGGCACAAGAGAAAUGUGAGGGAGAUCACGGACGUUACAGAUUGUCUUCUUUGUUCACGUGUGCUCUGUCGAGGCGUCAUGGCGACCAGGUGGGUCGGUGCGGCCGACAACAGGAACGACAUGCUGCACGGUGCGUUGAGAGAGGAGGAGGAGGAGGAGGUGUGUCCUGACGCCAGGUCUGCCCCGCUGCACGCCGCACUGCCAUAGGCUGCUGACUGGUGGCGGGGGGCGGAAACGAAGGCACUAGGACCCAGCGGCGUGACAGCGAGUAGGCAGGGCAGAGCGGGGCUGAGUCACUGCAUGUGUCUGAGGGAGGCAGUCAGAAACAGAGCGCGGCACAGGGAGCAGAGGUGAUCUCGCACUCAUCAGCACAGGAUAACACAACCAUGAUGGGUUGACUUUUUUGGGGGGGUGGCAGGAGGCGGUUGGAGAGAGGAAGUGUGCGUUCGCCAACAUUCGCUCAGCCAUGGAGACCAACAAAGUUCUUCAUUUCGUGCCGUCGGAGGUGCCUCCCUCUGGGAUGUCCAAGAAUGGAUACUUCUUUCAAGAAAUGGAGCAGCGGGAGGCGGAGCAGGAGGAGGGCAGCGAGGGCCGAGAGGAGGGACAGGACUCGCCGAUCGCCUGCGGAGAUGACAUCCACCUCUACGACAACCAGAUCAGCCCUGGACCGGAUACUGAUGAUUCUGGCUGCGUGUUACUGAACACAUCAAGGAGGUAUGUGAAGCUGAUGAACUUCGAGGAGGAGAUCCGGGCCCACCGGGACCUGGACGGCUUCUUGGCCCGGGCCACCAUCCUGCUGGACGAGACGGCCGCCUCCCUGGACGACGUCCUGAAGAGGAUGUUGCACCACGUGAGUCAGGACAGCAACGCGUCCGAGCCCAGCUGCAACUUCGAGGAGGUGAUGAGCAUGCUCUUCACCGACGCGGGCGCUCAGGAGGUCAACGACAAGUCUCAAAGUUUCGUUUUCUUUGACGACGUUCACUUGCUGUCGGAGACGAUCCAGGGGGUGACGGCCACGGCCACCGGGAUCCAGUACCAACAGUCCUGGCUCUGCAUCCUCUGCAACGUGAAGCAUCUCCAGAGGCGUCACGUGUGCAUCUCCCGCCUGGAGAGGCCGCAGAACUGGGGAGAGAACUGCUGCGAGGUCCGCUAUGUCAUCUUGAUACUGGCCCCACUCAAAAUGAAAAGCACCAAGACGGCGAUGGAGCUGGGCCGGACGUUCGCCACCCUCUUCUCUGACAUUUCCUUCAGGCAGAAGCUGCUUGAGACCAAGACGCAGGAGGAGUUCAAGGAGUCGCUGGUGUUCCAGAGGCACCAGCUGACAGCGGUCAACCAGCAGCCCACCGCUCUGGGCAAGGAGGAGACCGACCCCCGCAGUCACAAACCCCUCAAGUGUACAGACUUCUUCAAAGUCGGCCGGGGGAUUUACGAGGACUUUCGCCGCCGCCUGCCGCACUACCCCUCCGACUUCACAGACGGUAUAGUUGGCAGUAAUAAAACCCUGCUGAAGUACAUGACCACGGCCAUCUUCCUCUACAUCGCCAUCCUCCUCCCCGCCAUCGCUUUCGGCUCCCUCAAUGAUGAGAGCACACGCGGCGAGAUCGAUGUUCGUAAGACCAUCAUCGGCCAGAGCAUCGGCGGGGUCAUCUACUCGCUGUUCGCCGGCUCUCCCCUCGUCAUCCCUCUAACCACGGCUCCCCUCGCCAUCUUCAUCAGCGUGAUCCGAGGAAUCUGUGACGACUACAACCUGGACUUCCCGGCGUUCUACGCCUGCAUCGGUCUGUGGAACUGCCUCUUCCUCAUCCUCGGAGGGGUUUUUAACGUCAGCCUGCUCAUGAAGCUCUUCAAAAGGUCGACGGAGGAGGUCAUCGCUCUGUUCAUCUCCAUCGCGUUUGUGGUGGACGCAGUGAAGGGCACAGUGAAAAUCUUUCACAGAUAUUACCACUCCCCGACGCUGGCCAACGCGAGCGUGGAGGUCUUCCCAGUGGGCGGAGACCUGCUGGGAGGAAACAGGAGCCAGGUGGCGGUGGGCUCAGCGCUCAACGCCCUGCCCGAAUCCCUCAUCCAGUGCACUCGAGAGAGGCCCGUCCUCUGCCUGCUGCUGAUGCUCGGCACCCUGUGGAUGGGUUACACCCUGUACCAGUUCAAGAGGAGUCCGUUCCUGCACGCCAAAGUGAGGGAGGUGCUGUCAGACUGCGCGCUGCCGAUCUCCGUGCUCCUGUUCUCCUUCAUCGGCUCCUACCUGUUCAGCGACAUCGAGCUUCCAGUCUUUAAAGUUCACAACCGGCCCGUCUUCAACGUGGCCCCGUUCGAGCGGCUGUCGGCCAUGAACGUGGUCAGCGCCAUGGGCCUGGGCUUCCUCCUGGCCCUCCUCAUCUUCAUCGACCAGAACAUCGUGGUCUCGCUGACCAACGCACCGGAGAACAGGUUGCUGAAGGGCACGGCGUACCACUGGGACCUGAUGCUCUCCGGGCUCAUCAACAUACUGAUGUCGGUGCUGGGGUUGCCCUGGAUGCACGCCGCCUUCCCCCACUCCACCCUGCAUGUGCGCCAGCUGGCCUUCGUGGAGCAGCGCGUGGAGGGGGGGCACCUCUACGAGACGAUUGUCCAGGUGAAGGAGACGCGUCUGACAUCUCUGGCUGCCAACAUCUUCAUCGGCGUGUCUGUGCUGCUGCUGCCCGUCCCCCUGCAGUGGAUCCCCAAGCCCGUCCUGUACGGCCUCUUCCUCUACAUCGCCCUCACCUCCAUCGACGGCAACCAGAUGUGCGAUCGCAUGGCUCUCCUCCUCAAGGAGCAGACGUCUUACCCGCCGACCCACUACAUCCGCAAAGUGCCCCAGAGGAAGAUCCACUACUUCACCUUCCUGCAGAUGAUGCAGCUGCUGGUGCUGUGCACGUUUGGCAUGUACCCCAUACCGUACAUGAAGAUGAUCUUCCCUCUCAUCAUGAUCAUGCUGAUCCCCAUCAGGAACAACGUGCUCCCUCGUAUCAUUGAGGCCAAAUACCUGGACAUCAUGGAUGCCCAACACAUGUAGCUACAGACGGAAAAAACAAGCUCUCAAACCACAAAAAGACAAAAAAAAAGAAAAAUGAAAAAAAAGAGAAAUGAGGAUUUAAAAAAAAAAAAAAAAUUUAAAAAGCAUAUUUUUCAAUGCAAAACUGUACGGAAGCAAAAAGGAGAAAUACCGACUGUUUAGAUUUUUGUAUCUGAUAAGAACAUUCUUACAGGUGAAGCACUGGAAACGCGGGAAGUCGUGUGAGGACGAGAGACGAGAGACGAGGGGAAUAUUUUCCAAAUGUGGACAGAAAGACGACAGACAGACGACAGACAGACGACAGACAGCUGCAUCUCUCUGCUGUGCAAACCCGGACUGUCCAGAACUCCCUGUUUCACACAUACUGUAUCUCCGUGUUCUUCUCCUCACUCCUUCACUUUCUACAGUAACUCUCUUUACAUGCUCCUCUCUGCAGUGUGUGUGCGUGUGUGUGUGUGUGUGUGUGUGUGUGUGUGUGUGUGUGUGUGUGUGUGUGUGUGUGUGUGUCUGUGUGUGUGUCUGUGUGUGUGUGUGUGUGUGUGUGUGUGUGUGUGUGUGUGUGUGUGUGUGUGUGUGUGUGUGUGUACCUGUGUUUCAACCGGUGGGUACGUGCUUCAAGUACUUACUGAUACUGUGUAAGUAAUAAAACAUCGUACAGUACGUAGAAACAACAUUUUACCUACUUACACUGUGUUGUUAAGUAUUUAAACACUUUUCCAUUUGGUGAAAUAACUGGUACUGUAGGAACACUGCGUUUAGGCGACUGUAAAGCAAAUCUUCACCUUUUGUAUCUCUUGUAUCAUCGUGUGCUGUUAAAAAACCUUCACAUUCCUGCAACGUUCUUUGCUUUCCACGUCUUUCCAAUCAAAUGCCAGUGUUCAUUAAGGAGAGGGAGAAGGUGUGUGUGAGUGUGUGUGAGUGUGUGUCAUGGUCACUUCUGUCUUUAAUCUUGCUUCCUGUCAGCUCUUUUAGAAACCCUUUUAUUUUUAAGUGCUCUACUGACUAGAAAAUACAUUCCACAGAUAUAUAGAUCUAUAUAUAUAGAUAUAUAGAUAUAUAUAUAUAUAUAUAUAUAUAUAUAUAUUAUAUUAUAUAUAUAUAUUAAUGUAAUUAUAUAGAACGACAGCACAAGCCAAGACAUUUAGUGAAAUCUUUAUCUAAUUAGAAUAUAUUAAGGCAGUAUAUAUAUAAAUAUAUAAAAAAAAUAUUUUAGGUGAAAUUGAAAUAGAAUAUUUAUUUAUCGUAUUGACAAAGUAAAUUUUUUUUAUUUUUUUUGUGUUUUACCCCCCGAAACCAGGAAGUGUAACUGUCCUUACGUGUUUCCGUCACAUUCCACUGAACUCGUAUUUCCAGUGUCGCGUCUUACUGUGCGUCGGACUUCAGUGUUUCCAUGUCAGAGUCUAACACAGUUCUGGUGCAUCGCUGGUAAAGAGGAGAGUCAGGUUCAAAGGUUCAAUAAACUAAUAAUAAAGAAAUUUGCAGGCUUUGAAUUCAAGUAAAUGCCCACCCCCCUUUUUGGUUUUGUUGUAAUUUUUCUUUUUGUACACAAGUGUUCAAGGAUGAGUUCUAGAAUAAUCCGGUCUUGUUUUCUUUGUUUAGAUGUUCUGAUUAGAUCGAUGCUUGCAAACAUUGUCAUGUAAUAAAUCCAGACGUCUGGAAAAAAGGUUUAUCUUGUUAUCUACAGUACAAAAAGAAAAGAAAAAAAUAUAUAUAUAUAUUAAAAUAAAAAAGAUAAUUUCUAAGUAGCGGUUUGCUUACAGCAUGUCUUAUCUGGGGUUUUCUUUUUAUACAAUGUGAUGCCGAUGGACAUGUAUCCUACAGUAGAAUAAAAAAAAAGUCAAACCGUAACUUCUCGAUAAACCGAAUGAAUGCAAAGCUCAAUAUUCAGCAAUACUGUGUAGAAACCAGAGCUUCACUGGGGAGAUGUGACAUUUCCCCAGUGAACAGACCAGCUGUAUUUCUGAAGCAGCAACUUUUCACCUCACGUCCUCAUGGUACAGAAGAACCUGCUCUGCGCUGAUUCAAUUAUUGCUCAUAAGGGAAAAGAAAAAAGUAGCUCGUCGACCCGGCGUUCGCAGGCGCCCGAUGUUGUUGCGGUUUAGUUGCUUCCCCUGAUCUCCACAUGGCAGCUCUGUUCAACUUUGUCUUACAGAUGUGAGGAAGAUGUUCCGAUUUAAGCAGAUGCCUCGUUGCCGAGAGAUAGCGAAGGCGUGAUGAUGGGGGGGAGCUCGGAAGGCAUUUGCAUAAUCUUUGGACUUAAGACAGCAGCGGUGAGAAGGAGAGAGAGCGAGAGAUUGCGAGUUAUGAAGUAAUAUGUACAGUUUGCAAUGCAAAAGUUUAGUUUUUACUGGACUGUCCAUUAUAAUCCGAGACAAGGUAUUAGUUUCUAACUUUGGGCUGCAGAGAUGAAGCCACAUCCCUUCGUACGUGACAGUAUUGUUGUUGUUCCUCGAUAUCUUCUCUGUACUGAUGAUUUUUUUGGAAUAGCAGAGAAAUUUUCUCUCCGAGCUCGUAAACUUCGGAUUCCGAGCGAAAGACUCUCAGCCCCGCUUGUGAAACCUUGACUCCUCCCUCCUUGACUCCUCCCACCUCCUCCUGAUUGGAUUUGUUUUUGAAAAUUGCGUACUGUGGUGUUUUGUGUUUUUGUUUUUCUCUCCUUCUUUCCUGAUUUCAUAUAGCCUACUUUUUCUAAUCAUGAAUGUAAGAUGUGUGGAUUUUUAUAUAGCAUACUAAUUUAGGUGUCGAACAGAAUCUGUAAUUUUUGUCAAAAAGAUCAGCUAUAUUUGUAUAAGCUGUCGUAUGUAAAAAGGAGAAAAAAAUGCUUAUCAAACAAAAAAUGUGUUGGUUUAUUAUUAUAGUAUAUAUAUAUACUGUACACUGAAAAAGAGAGACUAUCUCAAGCUGUUUGCCAAAUAAAAAAGUAGUAGUGAUGUAAA